Molecule: messenger RNA, 3558 nt
Organism: Ananas comosus (pineapple)
Lineage: Eukaryota; Viridiplantae; Streptophyta; Magnoliopsida; Poales; Bromeliaceae
Product: paramyosin-like
Exons: 9
Coding region: 275-3265 (996 amino acids)
Source: RefSeq, a predicted model, not a curated record
GCUAGUUUAUUUUCACAGAAGCUUCUAAUUAUUUCAACUUUGUAAUUCAUAUUAUUUUAUUACUCUCCUCUCGAACCAAAGAGAGAGGAAACAAAACAGAGUUCUCAGAUCUACUCGCUUGUUCUUUUCUACGCUAUCUGAACCACCAUAUGCCCUUUUCCAAAGGUAUUUGUUCUACGAGGACAAUAAUUUAGAGAUGUUGCGGAUCACCCACAUUGCAAUGCUGGUCUCGGCGCCGCAAAGAUCAUGAGGAAUUGAGACAAAGAUCGCAAGGAUGUUCAAGGCAACGAGGUGGAGAAGCGGCAAGAACAGGAACAAAGCUGUGUUCAAACUACAGUUCCAAGUAACGCAGGUACCACAGCAAGAAUGGGAAACAAUGAUGGUGGUUUUGGUUCCCGUCGAAGCCGGACGAGCCACCGUGAGAUCGGAAAGGGUUCCGGUGAUCGACGGAAUGUGUCAAUGGGCGAAUCCGAUCUACGAAACGGUCAAACUCAUUUACGAUGCCAAAGCGGGAAAGAUCAAUGGCAAAGUCUACCAAGUUACCGUAUGGGCAUCGGGAUCGACCAAAGCGGGAGUCCUUGGGGAGGUCAAUGUUAACCUAGCGGAAUAUGCCGAGGUGUUUAAACCCUCCACUGUUGUUCUCCCUCUCAAGGGAAAUGCAGGAGCUCUCCUCCAUGUUACUAUUCAAAGAAUGCAGGCUGAUGGUGAGGGAAGAGAAGCCAAUGGAAAUGGAGAUUCCAUUGAAAAACCACGACGGAAAACAUUAGAGAGCCAACUAAGCAAGUGUGACGAUGAAGAAGUUGGCAAUGCAACCAAUGGCCUGAACUCUGUAGAGGAUUGCUUAAAUAUGAACAGCCAAGCCCAAAUGAAAUUCCCAUCCAGCAGAAACAUUUCUCUUCGUAUUGAGAGUAAUGGCAACCUCCAAAAGUCCCACAGCUUUGAUGCCAUAUCUGCAUCAGGUUCAGAUAUCAGUUCUGGAAGAUAUACUCCAAAAGAAAGUGGGAUCAUUCAUAAUAUUAUCCAACAAGAUACUACUAGCUUCCUUUCACCUCUCAGCAACAAAAAUACUCCAAAAAUGCUGCUUACCAGCUCCGGUGACUGGUCUGGCAGUUCAGCUCCCGAUAGAAGCUCGGAUGGAUCGAACAACACCUCAGGAGAGACCGGAUUGCAAGAUUCAGAUGAUGAUAUUGAGAAAUUAAGGGGUGAUAUUGAUGUUCUGACACGGAAGUUAGAAGUAUCAGAGCUAGAGCUGCAGACUCUCAGAAAGCAAAUUGCGAAAGAGAGCAGGCGUGGACAAGAUCUUUCAAAGGAAAUAAGUACCCUGAAGGAGGAGAAGGAAGCAAUUAAAAAAGAAUCUGAGGAGCUCAAAGCAAUGGAGAAGAGUUACUCACCAAAUAUGUUGCUUCCUGAUGGGGAAGAUCCUUGGUCCUUGCUUGAGGAACUCAAGCGAGAGUUGAAUCAUGAGAAGAAUUUGAACACAAAUCUUCGCUUGCAACUGCAGAAGACACAAGAAUCCAACUCAGAGCUGCUUCUAGCAAUAAAAGAUCUUGAUGAGAUGUUGGAGCAGAAGGGUAGGGAAGUUUCCUGUAUGAAAUGCAGCUCAAAGUAUUUCGAAGCUGAAUCAGGUGAAUAUUUUGAUAUGCCAUAUAAGAAUGGACUCUCAAAUAUGCAAAACUCUGGAGAAAAACCAGAACUGUAUGCACCAGAUGUAUUAAUGAACAAAGAUGAUGGUAACAAGGUGAUUGAUGAGCUAGAGAAGAAGAUCAUUGACUUGAACAAUGAGGUGGAAUUAUACAAGAAAGACCGUGAAGAGCUAGAGGUGCAAAUGGAACAGUUAGCACUUGACUACGAGAUUCUGAAGCAAGAAAACCAUGAUGUCUCCUCAAAGCUGGAGCAGACCCAACUGCAAGAACAGCUUAGGAUGCAGUACGAGUGUUCAGCGCAUUUAGCAGUUAUAAGUGAUCUUGAAGCCCAAGUUGAGAGCUUGGAGAAAGAGCUUCAGAAACAGGCUGAGGAAUUUGAUGCAGAUAUAGAUACUAUAGUGUCUGAGAAAAUUGAGCAAGAACAAAGGGCCAUAAAGGCGGAGGAUGCACUGACGAAGGCUAGAUGGUAUAAUGCUCACACUGCCGAACACCUUCAAGAGGAGUUCCGGACGUUUUCUCUACAGAUGUCUUCUACGUUUAAUGCAAAUGAGAGGUUGUUUGCACAAACACUAAAAGAAGCUAGUGAGUUGCGUUUGCAAAAGAGCUGGUUUGAAGAAGAACUGAAGAAAAGCAAAGAAGAACUUGCAAAUCUACAAGGCCAUUACCAUGAAAAAUUUCGGCAGCUACUAAGCCUAUUAAGUUUCAAAUCAAAAGAGACAGAUAGGCUAACCAUGGAACUGAAAAAUAAGAGUGAUGAAAUACAGAGUCAGAAGAAUUUUGAUGAAGCGAAGUUAAAGUCAAUGUCGGAAGAUAUGGCAAUGCUCAAAACUGAGCUGGAAAAGCUCGCAAAAGAGAAUAACCAUCUUUUGGAUCAGAAUGCACAGAAAGAAAAGACAAUAGCAGAUAUGGAGCAAUGGAAGGCAAAUGAGAUGAUCAUAUGGGAUAAAAAUAUGGAAAUACAUACGCUUGAGGAAGAAGUUGCAUCACUGAAGAAGGAAGUGAGAAAAUCAUUAGAGGAGAUAAAUAAUCUAAGGCAUAUAAAGGGUGACUAUGAGACAAAGAUAGGAAAUUUAAAUUCAGAGGCCACAGCUCUAAAAACUCAGUAUAAUGAUCUCAAAUGCUUUCUGUCUGAGAACAAGUCAGAGAAUCUAAAACUAAGCAGUGAGCUUCAGAAGAAAGAAGAUAUGAUCAGCUGUCUCGAACAAAACAUCAGAGAUCGAAGGUCAACAACAAAUACAAAUGAUGUAGAGGAUUUCAGCGAAGAAGUUAAGUACAUUACUGGCACAGCUGAGAAUAGAGAUUGCUUGCCGUCUCCAAAGGCUGGAGAUAAAACAUGCAGACACAACAUGAAUGGCAACAGUAAAGAAUUAUUCUUGAGGAAUCUUGGUGCUGACCCAGGAAAAUAUCAGGAAUGCUUUACUUAUGCCUUUGAACAGAAUAAAAUUUAUGAAUUAUUAAGUGAAAUGGCAUUGCUUGAAGAACGAAACAAAUCGAUGGAAGCAGAGUUGAAAGAAAUGCAAGAAAGAUAUUCAGAGAUAAGUCUGAAGUUUGCAGAAGUUGAAGGUGAAAGGCAACAGCUCGUUAUGACGAUCCGGACUCUUAGAAAUGCAUUGAAGAACUAGUGUUCAACUUAUCAGGAGAUAGAGUUUCUGUAUAGGCAAGUAACUGGACAAGUUGUGUGGAUGGUCCAGGACUUGCAAGGCAAAAUAGGGCUACUAAAAUAUAGUGUGUAGAUCUAUAAUAUAUUCUUUUCUCAUUUGAAUUUUCUCUUUCUAGGAGAAACGUGCAAUUCCUGUUAAAUUUGCCAAGUGGAAAAAGUAGGACAAUAUUGCAUAGAGUGCUCAAAGAAAUAACUGCUGUAUUUUCUUCUUCUUUUUUUUUUUUUUUGAAUAUCAAAAGUUGUUUGCAGUUCAUA